UCAUGUCGUACCUUUAGAGAAUAUUUCUACACGCAGUACGCUCCUGUGUUUCAGACCAGUGUGGUGCUCAGAGUCUCCAGUCUGCCUCUGGUUCGCUCCGCGCUGCAGUCGGUGACCUCAGCGUACUCGGAGGUCAAAGGUCGUUACCCUCUGCUGCGUCUGAUGGGGGGGGUUGCCGAGGUUGGCGUUCGCAGCGUCUCCAGUGUCGCAAUGACGAGAGCCACGCCCCUCCUGCAGAGUCUGGAGCCGCAGAUGGAAGUUGCCAACAGUUUCGCUCUCGUUAGUCUCGACCGUCUGGAGAAAAACUUCCCCAUCCUGAACCAAUCAACAGACGAGGUCAUGGGUCACCUGAAGGACGCCUUCUUCCUGACGCUGGACGACGUGCAGCUGUGGGUGGUGGACGGUCUGGACGUAGCUCUGGAUCAGCUCGAGCGUCUUUCUGAUGGCGCUCUGGCGGUCGUGCGGUUGCUGCAGGACACUCAGGCGGGCCGCGCUGCCACAUCAGGACUGGAUGAUGUGCUGAGUCGUCUGGAAGAAGCCACCGCCUACUACCUGCCGCUGCCACCCACAAUGCGUCGAGAGUGGGAGAUGAGGGUGCAGGAGCUGGAAGAUGAAGACGAGGAUGAGCCCAGUCUGUGGACGAGGGUCCGCAGCCUCCUGCUGAACCUCAGCCUGCAGCUUUAUCACCGCAUGAUGAAGGUCAGAGAGCAGCUGCAUAAAGCUGCCAGGACGCUGGGAGAUACUGCCGACAAGGUCGGUCUAAGUGCGGUACUGGAACUUGCCGGGGAGUUACUGCAGUACCUGCAGCAUCUCCUGAUGGCGCUGGUGUACCGUGCAGAGGGAGUCCGGGAGCUGACGCUGAGCAGGGUCAGAGCUCAGGCCGUCAUGCUGGUCGAGCUGCGUCCCGUACGUCAGAUCAUAGCGCUGCCGGAACAGAUUCAGCAGCUGCUGGGAGACCUGCAGGAGCUCGCCAAGAUUCUGCUGCAGGUGGUGAUCAACGCCACGCCGCUCUACAACAUGCUCCAGCAGCCGUCUGCUCAGGAGGUGGAGGACUUCCUGAACCAGGAGGACUUUGCAGCCGAAAAUUCAUCUGGUCGCAACUCUACUAACAGUCUCUUCCUGAAGGCGAUGGACGGACGUCCCCGUCGCCGCCGAAGUCUCUACUCCCGCAGCGGCAGAGGCUCCGCUGGCCCCCAGAGCCCCGACCAGCCCAAUGGCCGCCGCCGCUCCAGCCUGAAGGACCCUACCGCCACGGAAGUGGAUGGCCAGCCUCUCCCUUCCGAGGGCACCAACAACCGCCGGCCAUCUGCCACCGAGCUGCUCCUCGCUCCGCUCAAACAGUUCGUCUCUCAGAGCCAGAAGGCCUUCGAGUACCUGAGCCCCACCUCCCCCGAGACCCCCGAGAUCCCCGAGACCCCCGAGAUCCCCGACGACGACGACAACGGCAUGCCUCUGGUCGACUGUUAAACGCCAUGCUGAGGUCUCUGAUCCACGCCAAACCACCGCCGUCAGUCCCGCCCCCCGACCAAUUACAGCCUCCCGUGUCAGUCCCCGAUGAUGAGACGUUUCUGCCUCAGCUGGUGUUGGU
Molecule: messenger RNA, 1588 nt
Organism: Cottoperca gobio
Lineage: Eukaryota; Metazoa; Chordata; Actinopteri; Perciformes; Bovichtidae
Gene: plin6
Product: perilipin 6
Biological process (GO): positive regulation of triglyceride storage; lipid storage
Cellular component (GO): lipid droplet; cytosol
Source: RefSeq, a predicted model, not a curated record